Messenger RNA from Haliotis rubra (blacklip abalone), 1797 nucleotides. Its product is annotated as putative ankyrin repeat protein RF_0381. Gene Ontology annotation, molecular function: protein binding. The transcript has a single exon. Lineage: Eukaryota; Metazoa; Mollusca; Gastropoda; Lepetellida; Haliotidae. The coding region runs from base 1 to 1797 and encodes 598 amino acids. The record is from RefSeq and is a predicted model, not a curated record.
AUGGCAAAAAAGGAACUCUUUAACCUUCUUCUAUGUGAAGGCGCCAAUAUGUUUCAUACAGACGAUGAUGGGAACAACAUUCUGCACGUGUCCUGCAUCGGAGGCCACCUGCACAUGGUGGUGUACGUCCUCUCGGGGUUUAUAUUUGACAUCAACAGCAGAGGCAAGUCUGGACGUACACCAGCAAUGCUGGCUGCAGAGGAAGGACAUAGAAAUGUGUUUAACUUGAUUGUCAGUAGAAACUGUAAUCUGAAUCUUGGCGAUUCGUGUGGUAACAAUUUCAUACAUAUUGCCUGUCUUGGGGGCAGCACGGAGAUGGUGAAUUAUCUCCUCUGUGGCAACACUGAUGCCAUCGAGAGCAGAGGCAGAGAUGGGCGCACUCCGAUCAUGUCCGCUGCAGAAAAUGGUCACACGGGAGUGGUCAAGCUGCUGUUGAGUAAAGGAUGCGAUGUAACGAGCCUUGACGACUAUGGUGAUAGCAUCCUCCACAUUGCGUGUAGUGGUGGGCGGGUGGACAUGGUGACGUUCGUCCUCUCACUAGGACACUUUGACAUCAACAGUCGAGGGAGGUUUGGCAGGACGCCGGCCUUGGUAGCAGCAGAAAAAGGACAUCGACAAGUGCUUGACUUUCUAGUGUGUGAGGGAGGGGAUCUGUCACUUAAAGAUACUGAAGAUGACGACAUUCUUCAUGUGGCCUGCGUUGGGGGAGAUGUAGAAAUGGUGAAGCACAUACUGCAGAUGAACGUUUCCAACAUCAACAGCAAAGGAAAGUACGGGAGAACACCCGUGAUGCUGGCAGCAGAGUUUGGCCAUAUAGAACUGUUCUAUUUCCUUGUGUGUAGAGGAGGCGACCUGAUGAUGGUUGAUGACAAUGGAGACAGCAUCCUGCACGUUGCUUGUGGAGGAAGUGUGAAGAUGGUCAAGUGUCUCCUCUCAAUCGAUAUCAUUCACAUCAACAGUAGAGGUUGCUAUGGUAACACCCCCAUCAUGACAGCAGCCAGCAGAGGACACAGGGCAGUGUUUGAGCUGCUAGUAAAGAACCAGGCAGAUCUGUCCCUCGUGAAUGAAGACGGGAACAACGUCCUGCACGUAGCAUGUAUUCACGGGAGUGCCAGCAUAGUCAACUUCAUCCUCCUGAAACAUGUUGUUGACAUUAACGGUAGAGGGAAGUACGGGAGAACUCCGGUGAUGUUGGCAGCAGAGUUUGGGAACAGUGACGUGUUUGAACUGCUUGUACAACACGGCGCAGAUGUAACCCUGAGAGAUGAUGACGGGAACAACAUCCUACACGUCUCGUGCAGCGGUGAUAAUGUGAAGAUCAUAAACGUUGUCUUGGUGAAUCGCAUGACUCACAUCAACAGUAGAGGACACAGUGGGAGGACCUCCCUGAUGUGGGCAGCAGAGAGGGGACAGACGGGUGUCUUUGACUUCUUGGUAAGGAAAGGAGCUGAUGUCACUCUAGUGGAUGAUGAUGGCGACAACGUCCUCCAUGUCGCCAGUGUCGUGGGUGACGCCGAUAUGGUGAGACACAUCAUCUCCAAGAACGUGGUGGACAUCAACGCCACAAACCAGCAUGGGCUAACGGCGGAUAUGAUAGGGAAGCAGAAAGGCCACCACGCAGUGACGAGCGUCUUCAGUACCCUGCCAAGGGAUGCAAGUCUAAGGUCCGGAACAAACACAGCAAUGCCCUUAGUGACAGUAACCCUGUUGAUCGUGCAGACCCACGCUAGCUGCUCCAGCCAUGGCUGUUAUACUCCUAGGUGGUCGUGUCAAGGUAUCAUGGGACAAAAAAUGUGA